CGCAUGAGCGGGGACGCGCUGGGGAGAGGAGUGGGACUGGGAGCAGCUGUGGCAAAUGUUUCACCAGUCCAGCAAUCUCGGGACGAAAAGACAAUUUACUGCAAAGGAAAACUCUUUAACGUACUCCUUGAGCGGAAUCGAUUGAGGAGAAACGUGUCGGACGUCCGCGGUCAUCUGCGAAGCGUCCGAAGUAGCAGAUCGGCGCGUUUUCUGAACUCAAUGCAAACAAAAUAACAACCCCGAAAGACUGACAAUAAAAGACCACAACUGACACCAGUCCGAACCAGGGCCUCGACACACCAUCCUCUCAUCUAAUCGGACAAUUCUCCUGUAUCACUUCUCAAAAGCCCGUCUUCUAUUAGUGAAACUCAGGAAACAAUGAAGACCUAAACUCAUGUGCUAGCCGCGGAGUGAGUGUGUGUGUGUGUAUGUGUGUGAGAGAGAGAGUGUGCGUGCUCUUCUCCAGGAAACUUUCUCCCGUUGCUUUAAAAGACUGGAAGCAGAAGAAGCUUUGACCGACUUGGAGAAGAAGCUCAGGCUGUCUUCAAGAUUCCUGCAUGGAGGUGAGGGGCGAGGACAGGGGAUCGGACGGCAGCAGAGGCCCCGACUCGACCCACUUUCCUCUUUACAGCAAACCUGUGCGAGCGCCGGCUCCUGACAUGAUGAUCUACCCGAGCGCUGGAGGAGAAGAUCUCACGGGGAGAGGAGCUGCUGGAUGCGAGUCUCCCUCCUCAGAUGGGCCGGGCAGCAGCCGGAUGUCCCCCACCGACGGGCCCACUGUCUUCCCACCUUUACCGCCGCCCCCUCUGCCGUCUGGAAUCGGGGCGCAGGGAAGUGUGGAUGAAAGUGAUCAACAGGAUGGGCCAGAAUAUGAGGAAGAGGAGGUUGUAUUCCCACUCUCUGCGCCGCCCAGCAACCAAUGGUACCAUGGAAUGUUGGACAGAACCAUUGCAGAAGAGCGAUUGCGUCAGGCUCGGACACCGGGCAGCUACCUCAUCAGGGAAAGCGACCGCCGGCCUGGCUCCUUCGUACUGUCCUUUCUCAGCGUGACCAAUGUGGUCAAUCACUUCAGGAUCAUUGCGAUGUGUGGAGAUUACUACAUCGGUGGACGACGCUUCUCGUCCCUGUCAGACCUCAUUGGUUACUACAGCUAUGUGUCUUGCCUACUCAAAGGGGAAAAACUGUCGUCUCCAGUGGCUCCCCCAGAGCCAGUGGAGGACAGGCGAAGAGUGAGGGCCAUACUUCCAUACACCAAAGUGCCAGAUACCGAUGAGAUCAGUUUUCUCAAAGGAGACAUGUUUAUCGUUCACAAUGGACUGGAGGAUGGGUGGAUGUGGGUGACCAAUGUUCGGACAGAAGAACAGGGCCUUAUCGUGGAUGAUCUUGUGGAGGAGGUGGGACGAGAAGAGGAUCCGCAUGAGGGAAAAAUCUGGUACCACAGGAAGAUCAGCAAACAAGAGGCGUACAACCUGUUAAUGACAGUUGGCCAGGUCUGCAGCUUUCUGGUCAGGCCGUCAGACAACACACCAGGCGACUACUCCCUCUUCUUUCGUACCAAUGAAAACAUCCAAAGGUUCAAGAUCAGCCCCACUCCCAAUAACCAGUACAUGAUGGGAGGGCGGUACUAUAACAGUGUUGACGAUAUUAUCGAACGUUACCGAAAAGAGCAGAUCGUGGAGGGCUACACUCUGAAAGAUCCCGUCUCAGUCCAGCAAAAAGAACAAGUCCUCUCAGACGUAGUCGACGGCAGAGAAAUCUAUAACACUAUUCGACGGAAAACAAAAGAUGCUUUCUACAAAAACAUUGUCAAGAAAGGAUAUCUUCUCUUCAACAAAGGUAAGGGCAAGCGCUGGAAGCACUUAUACUUCAUCCUGGAGGGCAACGACGCUCAGCUCAUUUAUUUUGAGAGUGAGAAGCGAGCCACCAAACCCAAAGGACUAAUCGAUCUGAGUGUGUGCUCUGUGUAUGGGGUCCAUGACAGUCUGUUUGGCAGGCCAAACUGUUUCCAGAUUGUGAUUCAGCACUUUAGCGAGGAGCAGUACAUUUUCUACUUUGCUGGAGAGACACCUGAGCAGGCACAGGACUGGCUGAAAUGCUUACAGACGUUCUGCAGUAAUCUUAGGAAACCCUUACAGACCACAUUCAACAAGCGUUUGCGUCAGGUUAGCAGUUUAGUCCUGUAUGUGGAGGAAGCCCACAAACUUCCCAUCAAACACUUCACCAACCCCUACUGCAACAUCUCUCUGAACAGUGUGCAGGUGGCGAAGACUCACCCUAGAGAGGGACAGAACCCUGUGUUCACUGAAGAGUUCAUUUUUGAUGACCUGUCAAGCGACAUCAACAGAUUCGAAAUAAGCUUAAGCAACAAGACCAAGAAGAGCAAAGAAAGUGACAUCUUGUUCAUGCGUUGCCAGCUGAGCAAGCUGCAGAGGGGCCAGAUGAUCGAUGAGUGGUUUCCUCUGAGCUCCUAUGUCCCGCUGAAGGGAAUCGAACCAGGCUCACUCCGCGUAAGAGUGCGAUUCUCCAUGGAGAAGAUCAUGCCUGAGGAAGAGUACAGUGAAUUCAAAGAACUCAUCCUGCAGAAAGACUAUCAUGUGAUCUAUGCGUUGGCUCACGUUUGUGGGCAGGACCGCACCCUGCUGGCCAGCAUCCUGCUCCGGAUUUUACGACACGAGCGAGCUGAAGCUCCCUUACUGAGGACGUUGAAUGACAGAGAAAUUAAUAUGGAGGAUGAAGCCACGACGCUGUUCCGUGCCACUACUCUGGCCAGUACUUUGAUGGAACAGUACAUGAAGGCCACCGCAACACCUUUCGUCCACCACGCACUCAAAGACUCAAUACUGAAGAUCAUGGAGAGCAAGCAGUCCUGUGAGCUGAACCCAUCUAAACUGGAGAAGAAUGAGGAUGUUAAUCUGAAUCUAGCUCAUUUACUCAACAUCCUGUCGGAGCUGGUGGAGAAGAUAUUUAUGGCUGCUGAGAUCUUGCCCCCGACCCUGAGGUACAUUUAUGGCUGUCUUCAGAAGUCUGUGCAGCAGAAAUGGCCUACCAACACUACAAUGAGGACCCGAGUCGUGAGUGGUUUCGUCUUCCUGAGGCUCAUCUGCCCUGCCAUUCUCAACCCCAGAAUGUUCAACAUCAUCGCUGACCCUCCAUCCUCCACAGCAGGUCGAACGCUCACCCUGGUAGCAAAGUCUGUGCAGAACUUGGCCAACCUGGUGGAAUUUGGCGCCAAGGAGCCCUACAUGGAAGGGGUGAAUCCUUUCAUCAAGAACAACAAACAAAGGAUGAUCAUGUUUCUGGAUGAGCUAGGGAAUGUUCCUGAUCUCCCGGAAUCUACCGAGCACUUUAGGACUGAUUUGUCCCGUGACCUUGCUGCCCUGCAUGAGAUCUGUGCUACUCAUUCUGACGAACUCCGCACCCUCAGCAACGAGAGAGGAGCACAGCAGGUAUGUCGCUCUCUCUUAUCAUACACGAUAUUUAGCAGUCAUAAUGUAGACAUGUACCACUGA
This is a messenger RNA of Pimephales promelas (fathead minnow), 3509 nucleotides long. The record is from RefSeq and is a predicted model, not a curated record. Lineage: Eukaryota; Metazoa; Chordata; Actinopteri; Cypriniformes; Leuciscidae.